GUGUGUGUGUGGACUGAGCGAUGGCCCAGCGCUGUGGUGAAGGCCAGUACAUGGACCGGCUGCUGCGAGAGUGUGUGUCCUGCAGUCUGGUGUGUCACAACAACCCUGUGGUUCUCACACGCUGCUCUGAAUACUGCGUGUCCUGGAGAUGUAAAGCCGUGUCGGGUCAGUUCUACGACCGGCUGCUGAAGAAGUGUCUGAACUGCUCUGAGAUCUGUGGCAGUCACCCGCCGGCCUGCUCAGACGCCUGCAAGAUGACGCCGGGUCCUGUGGGCGUGUCUGCAGUUCCUCCGGUCACCGGCAGGGGGCGCUCAGGGGUUCACACACACACACCCGCGCUGUUCUCAGAGGCGCUGCUGUUCUCACUGCUGGGGGUGUGUGUUACUGUCCUGCUGUUCACACUGACCACUGCGAUCCUGAUGCUGAUCAGGAGAGCCAAACACCAGCAGGACACCAGCAAACAGCAGCACAACCAGCACAACCAGCACAACCAGCACGCACAGUCAUCCAAAGAUUCUCUGAUGACUCGAGCUGCUGAUGUGAACCAGGAUCAGGAUCAGGACAGAUCGAGAGCCACAGAAACAUGUGUCUACUGCUUCUCUGACCACACGGUGGCGCCACACACACACUAUCAGCAGGCCGGAGAGAACAGCAGCACACACACACACACACAUCAUCCAGCGCUCACACACUCCGACAAGAGCCGGCCGUUCAGGAUCAUAUGUUCUCCUACUCAAACAAGCAUGUGAUGAAUACUAGUGUCCGAUGCGAGUGUGAGG
Rhinichthys klamathensis goyatoka is the source of this 779-nucleotide messenger RNA. Its product is annotated as tumor necrosis factor receptor superfamily member 13B. NCBI's taxonomy places the organism in Eukaryota, Metazoa, Chordata, Actinopteri, Cypriniformes, Leuciscidae. Bases 21 to 749 code for a protein of 242 amino acids. Gene Ontology annotation, cellular component: plasma membrane. The record is from RefSeq and is a predicted model, not a curated record. Gene Ontology annotation, molecular function: protein binding. The transcript has 4 exons.